CGCCAAACAAACGUGUGCCAAGCUCACACGCCAAACAGCCUCACCCUCCUCAGCCAGCCCGUCGCUCGUGCCCCCGGAUCCAAUUGUGCGGCUCGGCUCCUCGUCACCAUCACGACCACGACGCUGCAUCUCCUCGUCACCGCUGCCCCUAGUCCCGCGCCCUGCCGUUUCUCUCGACCGUCACCCGGUGCCCGCACCUCUGAGACCCUUACCCCCCGUGUGCGGCGCUUAGUGCCACCGCCAGCCAACGGCCAGCAACGACAUCCUCGGCUCGCCCCAAGACGAUACCAGAGCGAUAUACUAUACCACCCGCGAAUCCUCGUCCGAACAACGUCCCGUCCGGCCGCCACCGCUUGCGAUACCGAAGCCCUGCUUUGCAAAUCCAGCGACUUUUUUGACGCAACUUUUCGUCCCCGUAAACCCUUGUCGAGCGGCCAUCAAAAAGGCGGCGCAGCCUCCUAUCCCACGCGAGCGCGCCAACGACUCCAAGUCCGCCCAGAGCACAAUAUUUAAAUGCUAGUCGAGCGGGCCGAGGAGGAACUCAGGCUCUGCGACUUGGGGAAGAGUCCGUCACGCCCAAUUGGGUCAGCGCCGACGCCGUCGUGGUAGCACUCGUCUUCCGCCAUCAUGUCUGCCGUCCGCGGACCGCAACUGCAACCCGCCUCACCCGCCGUCACGCCCGCCGCCAUGCCUCCGGAGCCAGACGUCAUCAGCGAGCCGGCCAAGGCGCCUGAGAAGUUCGUUGCCCUGCGCGAGCGCGUCUCGCAGCCCGUCAUCGCGGCCUUUUGCGCCGGCGGGGUGGCCGGUGCCGUCUCGCGCACCGUCGUCUCGCCGCUCGAGCGGUUAAAGAUCCUUAUGCAGAUCCAGAGCGUGGGCCGCGAUGCGUACAAGCUGUCUGUCGGCCAGGCGCUCGCCAAGAUGUGGAGGGAAGAAGGCUGGAGGGGCUUUAUGCGCGGCAACGGCACCAACUGCAUCCGCAUCGUCCCUUACUCGGCUGUUCAGUUCAGCAGCUACAACUUUUACAAGAGAAACAUAUUUGAGCCAUACCCCGGUGCCGACCUGGCACCCCUUACUCGCCUCGUCUGCGGCGGCGUGGCGGGCAUCACCUCCGUCUUCUUCACAUACCCCCUCGACAUCGUCCGCACGCGCCUAUCCAUCCAGUCCGCCAGCUUCGCUGAGCUAGGCGACAAGCCGAAACAGCUACCCGGCAUGUGGGCAACACUGGCUCACAUGUUCAAGACCGAGGGCGGCGUUCGCGCACUGUAUCGCGGCAUUGUCCCCACGGUGGCGGGCGUUGCACCCUACGUACGCACAAUAUGCAGGUCCGGCCUUGUAGAUCUCUGUGCUAACAUGCAGGCCAGGUUGGCCUCAACUUUAUGGUCUACGAGUCCGUGCGGAAACACUUUACCCCUGAAGGCGACAAGAACCCAAGCGCUGUUCGGAAACUGGCAGCCGGAGCUAUUUCCGGAGCUGUCGCACAGACCUGCACAUAUCCCUUGUAAGACGAAUGCAUUCUCUCUUGUCCCCUCAUGAGCCGCUCUGACCCAAGCAGUGAUGUGCUACGUCGACGCUUCCAGAUCAACACCAUGUCAGGCAUGGGCUAUCAGUACAAGGGUAUCGGCGAUGCCAUCCGCGUCAUUGUUCGACAAGAGGGCAUUCGUGGCCUGUACAAAGGCAUUGUCCCCAACCUGUUAAAGGUCGCCCCCAGCAUGGCCUCAAGCUGGCUGAGUUUCGAAAUGACGCGGGACUUCCUCACGGGUCUCAACCCGGACGCGGACGCAGAGUCUGCGUCCCUGUAACUAUGUAUAAAGCGCAGCAAGAGUUGAGUGGGCGGACUGCAUGGCUUGGUGUCUCCUUGACAUUCUUUCUUCUACUCGUCGUACAGUCCCACUGGUCUUUGUUUCCUUCUCCCUAUUAGGGAGGUGAGGCGCAAAGGCCUACCUACUAGAGCACGAGAACAGGGUGGAAUGGGGCGACGAAGUCGAAUUACAAUCUAGAGCAAGGACACUUACCCUUGGGAGUGACUCCUGGAUAGCAUACAGCAAAGGGGCGUCGGCACUGGAUAGCACGCGACGCAGAGUGUCCCGCCGCUGAAAAUAGACGAGCGAUUGCUCAUACCUCGUAC
This is a messenger RNA of Purpureocillium takamizusanense, 2125 nucleotides long. RefSeq lists its product as uncharacterized. Gene Ontology annotation, biological process: transmembrane transport. The transcript has 2 exons. Lineage: Eukaryota; Fungi; Ascomycota; Sordariomycetes; Hypocreales; Ophiocordycipitaceae. The record is from RefSeq and is a predicted model, not a curated record. Bases 628 to 1533 code for a protein of 301 amino acids.